Molecule: messenger RNA, 1091 nt
Organism: Tyto alba (common barn owl)
Lineage: Eukaryota; Metazoa; Chordata; Aves; Strigiformes; Tytonidae
Product: pulmonary surfactant-associated protein C-like
Exons: 5
Coding region: 104-889 (261 amino acids)
Biological process (GO): respiratory gaseous exchange by respiratory system
Cellular component (GO): alveolar lamellar body; extracellular region
Source: RefSeq, a predicted model, not a curated record
AGCUGCCCACGCGCGGGGCUGCGAGGAUCAGGGGUGCAGCCCCCCCGGGGAUGCGCGCUAAGGGGGCUGGGUCCUUGCUCAGAGCCUGGGGCUGGGUCAGAGCAUGCCUGCCCGCUGUUUGCCUUGGCCCCCACCCCGUGCCACCGGCCAAAUUCCGGGAAAAGGCCCUCGGAGGUUUCAUACCCCCUCCCUGGCUCCUCUCCGGGCUCAGCAAACAGCACAAGUGGCACCUUGGCAGCCGGGGUGGCCCCCGCCUCCCCCCACCCACCCAGCACCCCAUAAAUCCCCCGGCUCCAGCUGGCAAAGGGACAGGAGCUGCAAGGAGAGGGAGGACGAGAUGGACGGCAGCUCCAAAGAGGCGCUGAUGGAGGAGGCACCCCCGAGCUACACCGCCUCCCCCCGCCCGCCCUGCAUCCCCCACCAGCUCAAGAGCCUCCUCCUCAUGGUGGUGGUGGUGGUCAUCCUCACGGUGGUCAUCGUCACCUUCCUCCUCCUGGGGCUGCACAUCACCGAGACGCACGCAGAAACGGUCUUACGAAUGACCAUCCACGGUCUGGAUGGUGAAGGGACCCCCCAGCACCUCUCCAUGAGCAAGAAGGAAAGAACCGGGACGUUCGCUGUGCAGGAUGGGCUCAACACCUCCGCCGUGGUGGUGUACGACUACAGCAAGCUGCUGGUCAGCUACAGGUCCUGGAGUCACCGCGCCUGCUACAUCACUCGCAUGGACAAGGACAACAUCCCGGGGCUGGACACGGUCACCGAGACCUUCCAGCGCAGGCAGGCUGAGAUGAAGGAGGCUGGGGACAACGCCGAGCCCCUGGCCGACCGCUCCAUCCUGGGCACCACCGUUAACAUCCUCUGCAGCACCGUCCCUGUAUACUGGGCAUAACACCGGCGGGGGUCGGCUCUAGGGGGGGACGGGACAGCGAGAUCGGGGGUGUCCCCAAGGUCCCCGUGUUGUCUUCUAGGUGGGAUGCCCGGGCAUCUCUCCUCCUCCCCAGGUCCACCCUGGGGUGCUCCAGCCACAGCCGCUCGGCACCGUGGCUUUCCCACGGCACUUGCAAUAAAUGAGUGGGAUUUUUGCUUUGGGA